Messenger RNA from Opisthorchis viverrini, 543 nucleotides. RefSeq lists its product as hypothetical. The transcript has 5 exons. The record is from RefSeq and is a predicted model, not a curated record. The annotation marks the transcript as partial. Lineage: Eukaryota; Metazoa; Platyhelminthes; Trematoda; Opisthorchiida; Opisthorchiidae.
AUGAUCACGUCUGAACAGGUGAACGUGUUCGCUCAUGAACGAUUUGAUUGGUCUGUCCGACGCCUCGAACGAGGGCAACCCGGUAAUUGCCCUGGUUGUGUUGGUCGCUGGACCAGCCUGUCAGGACAACCCACAGCGGCUGACCUAAUGCGCGAUUCGGAACCUCAAGCCAAGGGAAAGAUUCGGAAGCUUAAGCGGCGCCAAGCGACUAAAACUAACCGAGCUGCCUUAUCAACCCAACUGAAAACUACUCACAAGGUUGCUGAAAACCCAUCGACAGCUCACGACCGGUUUCACCCUUCUACUUUGGGCUCAUCAGACUUUCGACCAAUCAGCUCUCGUCUUGAUGCCGGACCGGCAAGCGUCCCGAAAUUUCGGGCAAUCUUGCGUGGGAUGGGCUUCUCGGCCGUAGCAGCACCUGACUGCGAGCGGCCGCCUCAUGUUUCAGUUGUUACGAUAUUCGAGAUAACGCAGUAUGGUUCCAUAAAGGAAACUACUCAUAAGGUUGCUGAAAAAUAUCCGAAGAACACCAUAAACGAGAGA